Ostreococcus lucimarinus CCE9901 is the source of this 552-nucleotide messenger RNA. RefSeq lists its product with no specific name. Gene Ontology annotation, cellular component: membrane; cytoplasm. The annotation marks the transcript as partial. The record is from RefSeq and is a predicted model, not a curated record. The transcript has a single exon. Lineage: Eukaryota; Viridiplantae; Chlorophyta; Mamiellophyceae; Mamiellales; Bathycoccaceae.
UUGAAAUCUGCGCUCGUGUGCGCGGCGCUCGGGUGCGUCGGGGACACGGUGGCGCAGAAACGGGACGCGGGCGCGAGACGCGCGGCGGCGCGAGACGCCGUCGGUUCAAAGAAGAAUAAAAACGCCGCCCCGGUCGUCGAAGCGCACGACUUCGAGCGCACGCUGAAACAAGCGUUGUAUAACUUCUUCUUCUACGGUCCCGUGCAGCAUCACUGGUACAUCGCGCUGGCUUCAAAGUUUCCGGCGCGCGCGUUCGCGCUCACCGCCGAAUCGCUUUCGCCGUUCGCGGCCAAGGUCUUCUUAAACCAAGCCGUGUUAGGGCCGAUCGUCGUGACGACGUUCUUUCUGUGGGGAGCGAUCUGGGGCGGCACCGUCGCUGAGUAUCCGGGCAAGGUGCGCCGAGACGCCUUACCGACGCUUCGCGCCGGUUGGUCCUUCUGGGUGCCGGCGUCGAGCGUCAACUUCGCCUUCGUCCCGACCAAGCACCAGGUGUUGUACAUGUCCGCGUGUUCCAUCGUGUGGAACGUCAUCUUGAGCAUCAACCUGAACAAA